GAGGAACUAUUGACAUGACUGUACAUGAAGUGCUGGAAGGAGGUGGCCUGAAGGAGCUACACAAAGCCUCUGGAAACAACCUGGGAGGCCAAACUGUGGACCGAAAAUUUAAAGAGUUCCUCAGGGAAAUAUUUUCAGAUGGAGUCUGGGAUGAAUAUGAAAGAGAACACCCCAGUGAAGUUCAGAAAAUGAUAUACGAUUUUACACUUUUCAAAAAAAGAAAUGUAGAUGCAGAGAUUAGCUGUCCUUAUAACCUUGGGGAUAUUGCUAAAAAAAAGAAAGACAUAGAACGAUUCUUUGAUGGAGUGAAAGGAGCCUCCUGGGAUGAAGGAUCUAUUGUCAUCGAUAAAAAGAAAAUUCGUUUUUUUUUCUCGGAGAGUCUAGAGGGUAUUACUAAGAGCAUCAAAGAAAUGGUUAACAAAGUUCCCAACAUUACAUUUAUUCUGUUAGUUGGGGGCUACGCGGAAAGCCAGAUUCUGCGGAGACAUAUUUAUGAGGAAUUCAUUGAUUGCUAUAAUGUUCUGUGUCCAUUUAGGCCACAGGAAGUAGUCAUGAGAGGGGCUGUAGAGUUUGGAAGAAAUCCUGCACUAGUGGAAUCUCGUAAAAGUGCCUUCACAUACGGGGUUUGUAUUGCUCAGAGUUUUGAUAAGUUAAAACACAGGGAAGAUAAGAAGUUCACCAAUGAAGAGGGAGAAUGGUGUAAUGAUAUCUUCAUGAGACUGGUGACAGCUGAUGACGAUGUUGGUUGGGAUGAAAUUAGAACUGAGAUUCUGUGUCCAACAGAACCGCAGCAGACAGUUAUAAACUUCACCUUUUAUCAGACAGAAAAAAAACAUGUCACAUAUGUGGAUGAAGAAGGGGUGGAAAAAAUUGGCUCAUUUGAUGUUCAGUCACCCGAUACAACACUGGGAAUGAAACGUGAGAUAGAACUAAAAAUAAAGUUUGGCUUUACAGAGAUUACAGCUACAGCCACAGACAAAGAGACAGGCUCAAAUCAAACAGUCGAGUUAAACUUUAUGACAAAAUCAUAA
Molecule: messenger RNA, 1031 nt
Organism: Cyprinodon variegatus (sheepshead minnow)
Lineage: Eukaryota; Metazoa; Chordata; Actinopteri; Cyprinodontiformes; Cyprinodontidae
Product: heat shock 70 kDa protein 12A-like
Exons: 1
Source: RefSeq, a predicted model, not a curated record